Messenger RNA from Drosophila ananassae, 1431 nucleotides. Its product is annotated as acyl-CoA Delta-9 desaturase. Gene Ontology annotation, molecular function: iron ion binding; stearoyl-CoA 9-desaturase activity. The record is from RefSeq and is a predicted model, not a curated record. Lineage: Eukaryota; Metazoa; Arthropoda; Insecta; Diptera; Drosophilidae. The transcript has a single exon. The coding region runs from base 229 to 1296 and encodes 355 amino acids. Gene Ontology annotation, biological process: unsaturated fatty acid biosynthetic process. Gene Ontology annotation, cellular component: endoplasmic reticulum membrane.
UCGAGCCUCUGGGACACAACAUGAAUUACAGAAUAAAUAGGAAAUGUAUAGAAAUGCGAAAAGUCACUAAUUUUAUGCGCAUACCUUAGAAGUAGCCCAUUUUCGGGUGAAGAGGUAAUGGCAAGGCCGCGAUCUAAAUUACCAAUUAACUAUUCUGAAGUGGUCUUUAUAAACGAGCCGUGAGGCAAGGCAGUGGCAAGGCAGUGCCAUUCCUAAACCUGACCAAGAAUGCCUCCAAAUAGUAACGAAACGACCGGCGUGCUCUACGAGUCGGAUGCGGAGACGCAGGACGGCGGCUUGAAGAAGGACCUAUCCCAGCUGAAGACCACGGAUGGCAGCAAACUGCAGCUAGUAUGGCUCAACAUAGUCCUCUUCAUUAUCCUGCACGUAUCCUCGCUGUACGGGGUGUGGCUUAUUUUUACGGAGGCCGACUGGCGCACCACCGCGGCAUUCCUAGUGGUUGGUACGAUCAGCGGUUUGGGCAUUUCCGGAGGAGCACAUCGCCUGUGGUCGCACCGGACCUUCAAGGCCAAUCUGCCGCUGAAACUCAUCUUCAUGUUCUUGAACACAAUAGCCUUCCAGGACGCGGUCUAUAUCUGGGCCCGAGAUCACCGAGUGCAUCACAAGUUUACCGAAACGGACGCAGAUCCGUACAAUUCGCAGCGGGGAUGGUUCUUCUCACAUAUCGGGUGGUUAUGCUGCAAGAAGCAUCCAGAGGUGUUGGCCAAGGGCAAGCAGAUCGAUCUCUCCGAUUUGGAACGAGAUCCGGUGGUCAUGUUCCAGAAGAAGUACUAUCUAAUACUGAUGCCACUGCUGUGCUUCAUCCUGCCCACCGUCCUGCCCAUGUACUUGUGGGGCGAGUCCCUCAAGUGCUCCUGGCACAUAGUGGCCCUGCUCCGAUGGUGCGUGACCCUGAACCUGAUCUGGCUGCUGAACAGCUCCGCCCACGUGUUCGGCAAGAGGUCCUACGACAAGUCAAUUAGUCCCACGGACGAGUCGUUCCUCAUCUGGCUGAGGUACGGCGAGGGCUACCACAACUACCACCACGUCUUCCCGUGGGACUACAAGAGCGCCGAGCUGGGGGCGUAUUCCAACGACCUAACCACUGGGUUCAUCAACUUUUUCGCCCGGAUAGGAUGGGCCUACGACUUGAAGAGCGUGUCCCCGGAGCUGGUGCAGAAGCGGGUGAUGCGAACGGGCGACGGCUCCCAUCCCGUUUGGGGCUGGGGCGACAAGGAUCAUCCCUGCGAGGAUAUCCGGGAGACUACCAUCACUCACAAACGAAAGGUCCAAUGAGGAUCAACUCGGACUUGGAAGAUUAUAAUUGCCUGAAACCUACGUAGUUCAAGAUUCCAUUUUUGUUAAGUAACUUUUUCUCCAAUAAACUAUUCUUUUUUGUUUUUAAUUCCAUUCUAUUGAAAACAAAAGCGA